Molecule: messenger RNA, 2800 nt
Organism: Lotus japonicus
Lineage: Eukaryota; Viridiplantae; Streptophyta; Magnoliopsida; Fabales; Fabaceae
Product: protein NRT1/ PTR FAMILY 1.2-like
Exons: 7
Coding region: 887-2572 (561 amino acids)
Biological process (GO): transmembrane transport
Cellular component (GO): plasma membrane
Molecular function (GO): transmembrane transporter activity
Source: RefSeq, a predicted model, not a curated record
UCCUUCCUUGCGCCCAUGGAAGUUCUCCUUCCUUCCCCUUCUCUCUUUCGCUAUCAAACUUUCAUUUCACCAUUAUUUCUUCUACAAUUAAUCAGUCUUUCAUCCACACACACACACACACAGACUCGAUUCUCUGCUGCAUGCGGGUGAAAUGAUGAAAGAGGAGAUAUCUGAAUUUGGAAGAAUGAUUUUCAACUUGAUGACAACAACAGAAACAGAGUGCGCCACCACACACUCGCAGCAGCACGCCACCGAUGUGUUUGUGCUGCUCUUCUGCCUCCGCCCUGAUUUUCAGAGUGCGCCGCCAGGCAAUCGCAGCACGCCACCGGGCCAUAGUCUUCACCUUCACGUCAUAUAUUUGAGCAUCAUAUUUAGCUUUGGAGUAUGUCUCCUCCAUGGCCUUCCAAAUCACCUUUGCAGAAUUAAGAAACACGCAUCAGUGGUUUAUGGGAUCAUUGAGUUCCAUAGCCAUGCCAUGAUCAUAGAGUCCUCUUCGUCCCACUUUGUAAAUUUGGGAUCUCUUUCUUUAGGGGCUUCGUCAGUCAAGUGGUUAGCUUUCCCUUUUUUCAAAGUUCUGCCAACAAGCUAGGACCAUUUCAAGUAAUUCUUCCCAUUCAAUCGGUAAACAUUGUUGAUGUUCUGCAGCUCUUCUUGAGUUUUCUGCACCACUUCAUCAAUUGGCUUCGCCAUGGCCACAGCAGUACAACCCAACAUUACAUGAGAUUGCACAUGAAUCACGGCCACAUAAAAAAGCAACCGUAUUAGAAGUGUAUUCCUUAAGCAAGAUUACAAAUGGUGGGAAAGGUGUCUCUUGCUUGCAUCAUUGGAAUCUGCCUGCAGAAGAUUACAAGAGCAACGUGUAUGAUUCUUCAAGAAGCAGGUGAGAAUGGAGAAUGUGAUAGAGGAACCACUUCUGAACAAGCACAACUCCAAUGUCAAGGGUGGCUUCAGAACCAUACCUUUCAUCAUAGCAAAUGAGGCAUGUGAGAGGCUUGCGAGUCUUGGGCUAAUGCCUAACAUGAUAUUGUACUUGACCAAAGUGUAUGGCAUGCAAACUGCUGAAGCAAGCAAUUUCCUGUUACUUUGGUCGGCCGCCACAAAUUUCAUACCCCUCAUUGGUGCUUUCCUGGCAGACUCCUAUGUCGGUCGGUAUCCCAUGAUUGGUUUUGGAUCUAUUGCUAGUCUACUGGGAAUGGUUCUUCUAUGGCUAACAACUCUAUUUCCAACAUCAAGGCCAAUAUGUAACCAAUUUGCCAACAGUUGCAGUUCCCCUACAACUAUACAACUUUUGAUCUUGCAUUCUUCUUUUGCCCUAAUGUCCAUUGGAGCGGGAGGCAUAAGAUCAUCUUCCUUAGCCUUUGGUAUAGACCAGUUAAGUAAAAGGGACAAAGAUGCAGGAAUCAAAGAGAGCUACCUCAGCUGGUACUAUGCUGCUGUGUCCGUGUCAUCGCUGCUAGGUUUAAGUGUUGUUGUCUAUAUACAAGAUAACAUGGGGUGGAAAGUGGGAUUUGGAGUUCCUGUUAUCCUAAUGUUUAUAGCCACUGUCUCAUUUUUCUUAGCAACACCAUUUUAUGUAAUGCUGGAAGCUAAAAGGAACAUCCUAAGUGGGUUAGCUCAGGUCUUUGUAGCUUCUUACAGAAAUAGACUUCUGCAGUUACCACAGGAGGACAAGAAUGGUAUCUACCACCAUGAGAAGGAUUCCAUUCUCCAAGUGCCAACUGACAAAUUAAGGUUUCUCAACAAAGCAUGCAUAAUUGGAAAUCCCCUACAAGAUCUAACACCCAAUGGAAGAGCUUUGAAUCCUUGGAAUCUUUGUACAGUAGAUCAAGUGGAAGACCUCAAGGCACUUCUAAAGAUAAUCCCAAUCUGGACAACAGGAAUCAUGUUAACUGUGAAUGUCAGUCAGGGUUCAUUUCUGGUACUACAGGCAUCCUCUAUGGACCGCCACAUUACUUCAAAUUUUCAAGUUCCUGCAGCUUCCUUUGCAACAUUUAUGAUUUUAUCUUUAAUACUUUGGGUUAUACUUUAUAAUCAAGUUUUGGUCCCUGUGGCAUCGAGGAUAAAAGGGCGCCAAACACUCCUAGGUACGAAACAGAAAAUGGGGGUAGGUCUUUUUUCUUGCUGCAUAUCAAUUGCAUCACUAGCCGUUGUUGAGAGCGUUAGACGCAAAAUUGCUAUUGAGCAAGGCUACUCAGAACAACCUCAGGCUGUGGUGAACAUGUCUGCUAUGUGGCUCUUGCCGCGCGAAAUCCUCGAUGGAUUGGCUGAGGCAGCGAAUGUGAUCGGACAGAUUGAGUUUUUUCUCACUGAGCUUCCUCAAUCUAUGUCUAGCGUGGCUUCGACUCUUGGUGGACUUGGGAUGUCAGUGGGAAGUUUGGUAGCAAGUUUUGUUCUGAGUGCUGUUGAUUCUGUUACUGGAGGCAGGGGAAAUGAAAGUUGGCUUUCAAGCAACAUAAACAAGGGUCACUAUGACUACUAUUAUGGCAUCAUUUGUGCUUUGAGCAUUGUAAAUUUUGUGUAUUUUCUUUACUGUAGUAAAUCUUAUGGUCCUUGUAAGGAAAGAGGAAAGUAAAAUCUUAGAUAUAAAAUCUUAGAUACAGGUGAUGUUAAUGUUCUUGAGAUCUUCUAAGUUCCUAUUUGAUACAUGACAGAGUAGGCCCAGAAUGAAAGUAGUACCUGGAUAUGAUUGAUAACUAGAUUGUUGAUUGUACUAGAUUCACAUCUUAUACUGUUAGUAUUAAGAAAGGAACAGUUGUUUCGUGUAUUCAUGAUAUUGUAAAAAAAACUUUUAUCAACUUUA